Messenger RNA from Xiphias gladius (swordfish), 2136 nucleotides. Its product is annotated as adenosine kinase-like. The coding region runs from base 1 to 1074 and encodes 357 amino acids. NCBI's taxonomy places the organism in Eukaryota, Metazoa, Chordata, Actinopteri, Istiophoriformes, Xiphiidae. Gene Ontology annotation, molecular function: adenosine kinase activity. Gene Ontology annotation, cellular component: nucleus; cytosol. The transcript has 11 exons. Gene Ontology annotation, biological process: purine ribonucleoside salvage. The record is from RefSeq and is a predicted model, not a curated record.
AUGUCUGAGAAAGAACCAAACAUGUCGCCAGGGAGGAAAACAACGCUAAGUGAAAACACGCUUUUUGGGAUGGGAAAUCCAUUGCUUGACAUUUCGGCUGUUGUGGACAAAGAUUUCCUUGACAAGUUUGGACUGAAGCCUAAUGACCAGAUCCUCGCCGAAGACAAACACAAAGCCUUGUUUGAAGAAAUUGUCAAGAGGAACAAAGUUGAAUACCAUGCUGGUGGCUCAACCCAGAACUCAGUGAAAAUUGCUCAGUGGAUGAUCCAGAAACCUUACAAGGUGGCUACCUUCUUCGGGUGCAUCGGUACCGACCACUUCGGGGAGAUCCUGAAGAAGAAGGCUGAGGAAGCCCAUGUCGACGCCCGCUACUAUGAACAAAACGAGGAGCCGACUGGUACCUGUGCAGCCUGUAUCACCGGAGACAAUAGGUCCCUUGUUGCUAACCUGGCAGCGGCAAACUGCUACAAAAAGGAAAAACACCUGGACUUGGACAGCAACUGGGAGCUAGUGAAGAAAGCCAAGGUCUAUUAUAUUGCGGGUUUUUUCCUGACUGUGUCUCCGGAGUCAAUCCUCAAGGUGGCGAAGCACGCUUCAGAUAACAACAAAAUCUUCUGCAUGAACCUCUCAGCACCUUUCAUCAGCCAGUUCUUCAAAGAGCCCUUGAUGAUGAUCAUGCCUUACGUCGACAUCUUGUUUGGCAAUGAGACGGAGGCGGCCACGUUUGCCAAAGAGCGGGGCUUUGAGACAGAUGACAUAGCAGAGAUUGCAAAGAAGACCCAAAACCUCCCCAAGGAGAACACAAAGAGGCAGCGACUGGUGGUCUUCACUCAGGGCAAGGACGACACUGUUGCAACUGUUGGUGAGAAGGUGACCAUGUUUCCUGUAUUCGACAUCGACCAGAACGAUAUUGUGGACACUAACGGAGCAGGAGACGCCUUCGUGGGAGGAUUCCUCUCUGCAUUGGUCCAAGAUCAUGUGUUGGAGGAGUGUAUCCGGGCCGGGCACUACGCCGCCAACGUCAUCAUCAGACGGGUCGGGUGCACCUUCCCAGAGGAGCCAGACUUUCACUGAUGCAUCCGAGCACCACUCAUCUGUCUUACUCAUCUGAUAUGUAUGCUUCUUCAGGAUUUCAUUUGAAUUUUUUUUUUCUAUUUACAGUGACUGACUAAAUGGGACUAAGUGCUGCUUGGGUAUUUAUCAAGCUUGAAUAAGCAGCUCAGAUGUUUUAAUACAAUUCAAACAAUGUACUAGUAUCAAAUGUUGGAAUGGUAUGGUCAUGUUUAAAGGAGCAUUCCACUGAAAAUCUGUCCUUUGAGUAUCAAAAAGUCAAUGCUCAUAGGCCUGAAAGGCGGAAACUUUUCAAAGCCACUCUUACAGCAUAAUCCAUUUCUCCACCAUUGAUCCAUGUGUUAUCUAUGUUUAAAACUCACUUUCUCCGCAACAGAGCUAAACACUCUCGUUCUAUGUCCCAGUAAUCACCUCCAGCAUUGCGCUGAAGCUUUGCUGGGAGUAGUGUAUUUAGUGAUUUAUUUGGAUCAUCCCGAAGAUCGGAUUAGUGAUGAACGUUUUAUCCUGCAGGAUAGAUCUGAAAAGUUUCUGUGGACAUGUGGCUCUGAAAAGUUUGUUUCUUGCUCCUUCGUGGAGUAGUUACAGUUGAUUCUAAUGGUGACCCAGAGUCAAGGCCGAAAAAAACGUAUUUAAACACCCAUAGAAACUUCUCCAACCCUUCCUGCUGCAUAAGCCACUUCUCCACUGUUGAACUUUGUGCUCAAUAUGUUCAUAAUAAUUAAUGCUUCACCAAUAAAUUGCUAAUUACACUACUUCCUUAAGACCGUCUGAGCUAUGAGGAGGGAAUAGUGUGACACAGAUAGUAGUUUGCUAUCCUUCACAGAGCAGCAAGCUACAAACUUUUUAGAGCCUUCGUUCAAGCCUGCAGGGGGGUGAGUGUUGUGAUACUACUGUAUAUCCUCUAAAAUAUAGUACAUCUUCAGUUGAGUAUUCCUUUAAGAAUCAGCUGUAAUGCUGCAGAAAUCAUGGAUGGUGUGACAUUAUGGGUGGCUUUGCAAUUUCCUGAGCUGACACUUUUAACAGGACAAAACUGGAGAGAAUGUUUUUUUGUUGUUGUUACUGUAC